This is a messenger RNA of Eruca vesicaria subsp. sativa (arugula), 1273 nucleotides long. The record is from the annotation of a GenBank genome assembly. Lineage: Eukaryota; Viridiplantae; Streptophyta; Magnoliopsida; Brassicales; Brassicaceae.
GGGGAUAGAAACAACAUCUCUUCUCUCUCCACACAUCAAUCCAACAUAAAGUGCUUCUCUCUCAUUUAGACAAACAGAGAAAAGGUACAACGUCUCGAUCUUUUAUCUAAAUCUCUCUUUGUGGGUCUCUCUGUUUCAAUAUGGAUGGCAAAAGAAGCUUAGAGAUCAGCAAGAACAUUGGGGACUUCGAGAACAACAUGGAUGACGAAAUGGACCUACGGAGAGGUCCAUGGACUGUUGAGGAAGAUUACAAGCUCAGCAAUUACAUUUCUACUCUUGGUGAAGGUCGAUGGAACUCUCUAGCUCGUUUUGCAGGACUCAAAAGGACCGGGAAAAGCUGCAGACUACGGUGGUUGAACUAUCUCCGGCCAGACGUCCGCCGUGGAAACAUAACCCUCGAAGAACAGCUCUUAAUUCUUGAACUUCACUCCCGUUGGGGCAAUAGAUGGUCUAAGAUUGCACAAUAUUUACCUGGAAGAACAGAUAAUGAGAUCAAAAACUACUGGAGAACACGUGUGCAAAAGCAUGCAAAACAGCUUAGAUGCGACGUGAACAGUCAACAGUUCAAAGACACCAUGAAGUAUCUUUGGAUGCCUCGUCUCGUAGAGCGGAUCCAAGCCGCCUCCGCUCUAUCCUCCACCUGUUCUGCUGCCACGUCUUGCGUACCCACCCCCACAGAUCAGUCCGUGAUGCCUUCAUACGAUGAAGGAGUCAACAACAACAAUACCAAUAUGGACCAUUUAGGUUUAACGAGCAACCUUAGUGGUAAAGUCACACCGGGAACUUCAAGCGUGACAGUAUCUCCAGCGUCCGGUUUGACGGAGUAUAACAUGGGAAGUGAAGUGGGAAAGACUGAAACUAGUUAUGAUCCGGAUCAGAGUUUGGUGGGUCCACAACCAACGCCAUCACAGAACUAUUUAGCGGCGAUGCAGGAGCAGAGUUAUCCUAACUUGUUUGAAAAUAUUAAUGGAAUUAUACCUUCUUAUUCGGACAGUGUCUGGAACAUUGGAAGUGAUGAAGACUUUUGGCUCUUACAGCAACAACAGCAGCAGCUUCUGAAUAAUGGAAGCUUCUAAAUAGACAAAAUAAUUAUUUAUAAAGAAAAAAGUAAGAAAAAGAAUAGUGAAGUGCAAUGUUAAUUAGCGUGUGAAAGAAUUUGUGUUUAAGGAAAGACAAAGCUUAUAUUUGAAAGGAGGGUUUCUUAAAUAUUUGCAGCUUUAGAUAUAUAAAUUUUUGUUAUUUUUGGAGUAAAUGUGAUUAAUUAGUGUGUUCC